UAAUGUAAAACUUCCACCACUAUAUACAAAACAGCGCCAAAUGUUGCACAUAAGUCUAUAAUUUAAAUUUAAAACCGAUUUUACUGUAACAUAGAUAAAGUAUUUGAGCUUAAGAAGCAACAUGAACACCACCUUGCACGUCCGUGUAUGUAAAUUGGGCGAAAAAAACCAAAUUGAGGAGCUCCGUGAGCUGAUCAAGAAAACGAGCGUAAAGGAGCUAACUGCAGUUUUGAACGCCCGACUGCCUAAAAAGGAUUUCAUUAAUUUUUGGAAUUAUCUUCUACUCGCCUACGAUGGCAACAGCGUCGAUACGCAGGAGAAGCGUUUCGCCUGUGUUCGCAGCUUUUUAGAUGGAUUGCGCACUGUUGAGAUGGGCUACAAGCUAAGCGUGGACUUGAUAACGCGUCUCUGUCAGGACUUAAACACCUAUACAUCAGAUCAGCUGAAUUGGAUUAUCGAGCACUGCAUGGAUGAUAUGCGAGCUGGCGAUGCCAAGUGCGUAGCGUGGAAAGAUUUGUUGCCAGAGACGUUGCUCGUGCUCUCCGUCAGGCCACGCCUCAUUAUUAAUGACAUCGCCAUGACGGGGCAGGAGUUUAGAGAUAACACUAUUCGUAAUUUGAGCACUAUGCGCUGGCCCAUUACUAUUCUGACACCCAUUGCCGAUAUGUUUUGUAUGCUAAAGCUCAGCCCUAGUGAGCGUUUGACUGUGCUAAAUAAGUUUGCAGGCGCCCUGCAGGAAUUGUCACCCAUGGAGCUGCCUGCGCUGUGCUACCAACUCUUUUCCAUGUGCACAAGCGCUGCACAGCUUAUUAUCCCUCUAUUAUCGCUGGAAAAGUAUUUUCAUAAAAACUAUUAUAAGCAGUUGUUUUCGGAUAUGUGCAGCAAUUCAACAGACUUUGAUAGCAUCGAUGCCUACUCUGACAAGGAGCUGCGCGAGGCGGAGGAGACUGUGCUACAUCAUUUGAACUAUUGCACCAUGUACUUGCUUAGCGAGCAGCAAAUAGCGAUUAUGCUUAGAAACUUUCUACAUAUGCCUGAUGUCAUUCUAACUCCAUUUAUGCUCAGCGCUAUCAUCUCCAUGACAGCUGUUAAUCGUGAUCCAGAAUCUGCGCGCUUCUCUAGCUGUAUACUGUUGCCUUUUCUUCGCAAUGUCAUUCGCAACAACGAAGAGGAACAAACGUUGGCACAGUAUUCAGUUUGGUGCCGAGAUACGCUCCAGCGCAAACAUGUAGAUAUGCUGCAGGUUUUUACAGUGCUCAUUGAUCAAAAUAAAGAUGGCAAGGAUGUAGUCACUCCCGGAUUGGUUAACUUGGCUUUUACGUUGCUUAAAGCGCACAAUGCACCUAAGUUGAAUACGUUGGCCAUUACGUUCUUGACCAAGUUCAUAAGACGACGUUUUAUGUUUGGCCAGGGAAUAAUCAAACGCAUAGCCGAGUGGAUGGUCGUGGAUCAGGAGCAGAAUCAGUUCUCUGAAUGCUUAACCAUGCUAAGUGUUGCGGACACAUACACUGUCUCGGAGUGUUUGGAAACAAUUACAACUGUAAUGGAAGAUUUUCUGUGGCUGCCCGGAGAGCAAUCCAUGCGCAUGAUGAACUUUAUUUUGCCGCUGCUAAAGCUUUCAAAUCGCGUGCGGGAUGCGCUGAUUGAAGUGCUACGCAAAGCCAUGACCAAGGACUACAGAACACGUCGCAUGGCUAUUUUUGGUUAUUGCAUGAUUCUCAAACAGCUGAACAACAGUAACUCGGCUCGGCAGUCUCAAAAUGCCAGCAGCUUUUGCACCCAGCACAGCAUUUCCGGGUACUCCAUGAUGACUCAAAGCUCAUUUGCCACACGCAGCAAUCCACAGCGUAAUUUCGAUAUGCUGACAAUGGAGAUCAUUGGAAUACUGCGCAGCUGUUUUGAACAGCAAUUGGGCAUACGAUGCACACUUUACGAGAAUCUUCAGCGUGCAGUGGAACUGAAUGCCAAGUUGGUGCCUCAUGUGCUCCAGUUUGUGGAUUUUCAUUUCCGUGGAUUCUUCAACACGCCGUCUGCAGAUCAGUCCGCAGAUGAUUUGGACACCGACUUUGCUAUAAAUUACGAUCGUUUAGUGAUUGUUAAGGAUGAACAAUUAGAUAUAAAAGAUAAUCUAGGAUGUUUAGUGCAGUUUGUGGCCCAUUGCUUAGCCAUCUUUGAACGCGGUCCUUCCGGCUGCGAUGUGAGGGAAAUGCAGCGACUGCUGACGAUUUGCACGCAGCGUUUGGUAACAAAUAGACUACCUUUAGAAGACACAGCCCCGCCAGCUACUCCUUUGAAAUGUGCUCGGAUUCAGCAGCAGCUGAAUUUAAUUGAAGGUUUGAUUGCUCACUCGUUGCUUAGUUCUAAGGCAGGCAAUGAUGCAUUGCGACAGCUGCUACCGUUAUUCAAACAGCAUCAGAGGCUUAUUAAGGAUCUAGGUGCCUUAUCAGACACUUCAAAGAAAGUACAAAAGCAAGCAAAACCCAAUGAUAGUAAUGCGACCAUUAAUGUGAGCGUGAAUGCAUCCAAGUUGAAGCAAAUGUGCACACAGCCGAAAAAUAUUUGGGAUCUGGCUAUCAUUGAAAAGUUACUGCAUGUGCUACAUGACGAUCAUGUACCCUAUGCAAGUGCAGCAAACACCGCUCCUCUGCGCAGCUAUGAGCCGCUCGUGCGUUACGUCCUGGAAAUUACGGCACAGAAAGUGCAGGGGAUCCGUGAGGAACCUGAUUAUAAGCAGCUCUCCUACAGCAAGCGCACUUUAAAGCUGCUGACAGACAUUACUAAAGUCAUCUAUGAGCGCUGUAUUCAACGGCUGUCCGAGCUUUGGCAAGACUUUGAUGUGGAGAGCGCUGUGCUUGCGGCCAAGUGUUUUAUGCAAUGCGUUCGUACGGCCCACGAGACAUAUGGCAGACGUUUUAAAGAGUUCGUCAAAGGUUUUGAUAUGGCAGUUGUUAAUAAGAGCAAGGAAGUCACUUAUGUGCUGCAAGAUGUGCUCGUGCAGUAUAUGAAAGAGGAUAUCAACACGGAUAGCAGUAGCAGCAAGCUGCCUGUGUAUUUGCUAGAGGCGCUGGAGCUGUUCUAUGAUCAUAUAAACUAUGGAGAGCGUGCAACAAUAGACUCGUACACUUGGCUUCUAGACUUUUGUCAAACGUACGAACUGCAGAAUCCAGAGAUGGGUCUGUUGCAUCGAAUGCUCUUUACUCAGCGACAGAAGACGCAUUCCGGUCCGUUCUUCGACGCAGUAGCUAGGCAGCUGGGUAAAGUACUGGGCUGGCAAAACGAUGACAACGUUUCCGAGCAGUCCGACCUGGGCUUAAAGUCUCUCAAUAUGAGCACAACAGCCACUUGUUUACAGUACCUAUAUGCAGCAGUCCAGAAGCAGUUAGAAGAUGUGGAAUACUUUGUUAUCAAAGCGAACAAUUUAAGCUAUAAAUGUAACAUAGUGCCCGAAUCCGAUCGCAUCUAUUGGCGUGGAAAUCUAGACACAUUGGAGGGUUCCAUUUGUGCUCAGCUAAUACUUAUAACACGCACGUUGCUGGAAAUUACAAAUGUGUGCAUUCCCUUAGGAAAUCAUAUGGAUGGACUGAUGAAGCUUCUUAUUCAGCAUUAUACGUGCCUCAAAAAUUUGGCCAGGCACUAUCUGGGCAGCAGCUCCGGGAAAAGCAACAAGUUUGAGCAGCUGGUACGCAACGUUGGCAAACCUUUGCCCGCAAAUAUCUAUCAGCUCAUAUCGUAUGUGGAGUACAAUAUUUUGGAUGAACAGCCUCAUCAGACAGCAACAAAACGCAAGCCUCAGGCAGAGCGAGCCAAGGUGCUGCGCGAGACACGAUUCAUACCGAAAGUUAUAUUGGCUAUUGAGAAUUUCAAUAAGCACAUUAUAUUGUUGUCAAAGAAGUUCAAAAGCUAUGAUCGGCUGGCGAAUUAUUUGCACUUUGGUGCUGUGCGGGAUUUCAAUAUACAAUCGGGUGAUUUGAGAGCUGUUAUUGAACGUACCUAUUCACACAGCAGCCAGAUUGAGGUGUCCGAUAGCAAUUUGGAUGCUGACGAAGAGCAUACUAACAGCGAUGAUGCAUUGCCUGUAGAGGAAGAUGAGGUGGAUGAUGAUGACCAACAAGAACCGGAGCAGGAGCCAGAGCAAGCGCCGAAGAAAAAGCAGAAACAGCAAAAGGUACGGGAGGAAGAGAAGGAGCCGUCCAAAAAGCAACAGGAAACCGCUCGCAAAAAUCAGCGCAGGCGACGUGUAGAUGCGGCGGAGGAGUCUCAACCAAAACGUAGGCGUGGACGCCCUAGUAAGGAGGAGUCCUAAUGCGGACGGACGACUCGCAUAUCCAUUUAAGUUUUUAACUUGUGUUUUUAUGUACUUUCGCGCAAAUUUGAUGCCCGCACGCAAUAGAGCAACUGCUGCGGAUCCGGGUCCAUCAUUUUAUUGCACUUGAAAACUUAAUUAGGCCAAAAUGCGGUGUGAACGCCUAUUUUCUGCUAUAUUUUUUGUAACGUGUUUCAUCUCUGCAGCUGUGCGAGAUUUUUAUUACAUGCAUCAAAUGUAAUUUGUUACCAAA
Drosophila mojavensis is the source of this 4556-nucleotide messenger RNA. RefSeq names its product Fanconi anemia group I protein (gene FANCI). Gene Ontology annotation, biological process: DNA repair. Gene Ontology annotation, molecular function: DNA polymerase binding. Lineage: Eukaryota; Metazoa; Arthropoda; Insecta; Diptera; Drosophilidae. The transcript has 13 exons. The record is from RefSeq and is a predicted model, not a curated record. Bases 122 to 4303 code for a protein of 1393 amino acids.